AUGCCCGGGCAAGAAGACCUCACCACGCGCCGGCAACGCGUCUUCAACUCGGUUUUCGGCCAAGGCGAUACCUCGCAACCCACCCCCGUUGCUACGCCCUCUGGACAAUGGGCAACUCCCGGACAAGCUUGGGGAGGCCCGAAGCCCUCUGGACAUGUUAACCUCCCUGAGCCUUCCUUGUCUAAUGUCCGAGGUUCAGAAUCAGUUCGUUCUCAUUCCCUGAGCGAAUCAAGUCAUGUGCGAGAUCAGGUGCGAUGGGACCGAGCAUGGCACUUGGUCACGCAUACUUUGAUAAUUCCGGACUUCCCCAAAAACCUAAGCUCUCCAGGGGAACUGAAACCUCAAAGAAACUCCCUUGAUGGCGCCUUCGAUCAAGCAUUAGAGGACUUGCUGUAUCCCCGCACUAGGCUACCGUUCGUUACCCACACCGAAGAUAUUAUUGUCUGGCAUACCCAACAAGUCCGAUCACACUUCUUACAUCAAGUCCUCCCAAUUAUACUUGACUUUAAAGACCGACCUGUUCCAGAAGAUGUGAUCCGUGGAAGCAUUUUAGCCUUAGAAACGGCUCACCGCCAAUACCUUCAUGGGCUUGCGAUCAUCAAGGAGCAAAUGGAUAUAUCAGCUCCUGGCAGUGCUAUGCCUGUCCUAACAAAGUUUCGUAGGGAUCUUCACGCUGUCAUCAACAACUCUGUCAUGGAGCCACUCUCGGUUGCCUUGAAGAGGGUCUUACAGAACUUUAUACCCAUGGUCCUUGGUCUGUCAGCAGAGAAUGAUCACGAAAACCAUGUGAUACAGACAGAGGGUCCAAGAUCAGAGGAGGCACGGCAAGAAACCCUUGCUCUUGUGGAGUCUCUGAAAAAUGUUGGUCUGGCUGGGGAGCAGUUUCAAAUCAUCUUCGCGGAAAUCAUGAACAAUGCAAUGGUUGGGUAUGUCUAUACAGGAUGUGAAGGUCUGUGGUCUCCUGAAAAUGAACAGCCUGACGCGCUUGGCUCUUCAACGAUGGAUACAGAGAGACGACAAUCUAUCCUUCCAAGAACAGUCCAUCAUUCCUCGCCAUCUCAGUGCACAACAAAUCUAUGUGAAUGGAUUGAGAACCGGUAUUCAAAGCUUGCGGUUCAGGUGCUCAGUAUAGUCGACAAGAAAGCACAAGUUACUUGGGCAGAUAAGGAAAAGUACAAGGAAAUGAGCAUUGGCCACCUAGCGGAACUCCGAAUCAACGAAUUGUUUGGUAUCGUUAGCAAGUGGCCGCAUAGCAGUGGAGCACUACAUGACCUACGGACAGCUAUUACAACGCCGCAGAGGCGCCUACACUUAACGGAAGUCUUUUCUGAGGCAUUAUCCGACAAGCUUCUGCAUCCGGGAGCAUCAACCUUGCAGAUAUUACAAACUUACAUCGCUAUGAUAUGGUCAUUCCAUUCCCUCGAUCACUCAAAAGUUCUUCUGGAUAGAGUUGCGUAUCCACUCCAAUUGUACCUUUGUUCACGCGAAGACACAGUUCGAUGUAUCAUUACUGGGCUACUUUCAGAUACCUCUGAUGCCGAAGGAAAGCCAUUAGGCCGCUGGGGAGAAAAGUUAACAGAGCUGGCCGAGUUGCUCAACAACAGCAGCAAGGGAGGUGAGGUAAGGGCAAACGACGAGGAAUUGGACUGGCAUGAUAUGGAGUGGGUACCUGAUCCCGUUGAUGCGGGCUCGGGGUACAAAAGAUCGAAAAAUGCCGAUAUUAUUGGAACCCUUAUAGGUGCUUUGGGAGCUCAAGAUGUGUUUAUUAAGGAGUUCCAAAACGUCAUGGGGGAUAAUCUGCUGAAGAAUGAUGGAGGAUUCGAGAGAGAAAUCAAGGUGCUUGAAUUAUUGAAAUCUAGAUAUGGCGACGGACCACUUCAGGCUUGCGAGGUCAUGCUCAAGGAUAUCCAAGAUUCUGGAAGAGUCAACAGCGUGAUUAGGAGAAAUCAAAAGCUGGAUCCUAGCGCGCAGGAGGUUAGCGCCGCUAGCACAACCCCUUUCUUGGUAGACGAACUUGCCAUGAGCGCAGAAGGGCUGUUCAAGCCAUCCCUACACGCCAAGGUCUUAUCGCGGCUAUUUUGGCCUCAGCUUCAGGAAGAGAGCUACCGAGUUCCAAGUGAUAUUGCAGAUCUUCAAAAACGAUACGAGGACGGUUUUACAUCCCUAAAAACAUCUCGAAAGCUUACCUGGCUCCACAUACUGGGACAGGCAACCGUUGAACUCGAAUUCGAGGACCGCACCUUGGUUGAAGAAGUCCAUACCUGGCAAGCUACCGUGAUCUGGGCUUUCCAAAAUGAUGCAAACGAUAAUUCGGUUGCCGAACGAAGUGUUGAAGACUUGGUCCAAGAACUAGAGAUGGAUGAGAACCUCAUCCGAAGCGCCCUCAAGUUCUGGGUCAAUAAGCUCGCCCUGCACGAAAUCUCCCCAGGUAGAUUCGCGGUGCUUGAGACAUUGAACAAAGAAGAUCGGGCGCGCUCUAAUGCACAAGCUGCAGCGUCAACGGCCGCUGUCAACGAUGAAAGUAUGGACGAGGCCAACCUAAUGCCAAACAAUGGUGUAAUGGCAGAAAAGAUGCAAAUGUAUUGGCAAUUCAUCCAAGGCAUGCUGAAGAACUCGUCUAGCCAGAUGCCGCUUCAGCAGAUCGCCAUGAUGCUAAAGAUGCUAAUUGCGGAUGGCUUCCCGUACAACAAUGAGGAGUUACAGGAAUUCUUGUCUACUAAAGUCGCCGAAGGGGAGUUAGAAUUGAGCGGUGGGAAGUAUAAACUAUUGCGGAAGUAG
Messenger RNA from Venustampulla echinocandica, 2778 nucleotides. RefSeq lists its product as uncharacterized. Gene Ontology annotation, cellular component: anaphase-promoting complex. Gene Ontology annotation, biological process: ubiquitin-dependent protein catabolic process. Gene Ontology annotation, molecular function: ubiquitin protein ligase binding. Bases 1 to 2778 code for a protein of 925 amino acids. The record is from RefSeq and is a predicted model, not a curated record. The transcript is spliced from 2 exons. Lineage: Eukaryota; Fungi; Ascomycota; Leotiomycetes; Helotiales; Pleuroascaceae.